UCCAGCUUCAACACGACCUCACAGCCCAACAAUCCACCACCGCGCCACCCCGCGGUCGAGCAAACAAUGGAAAUCGGCAAACGACUACUCCCCCAAGUAGUAGACCACUACGCCCGCACCAGCCCCCACAAAGUCUACGCCUCCAUCCCCAAAUCCACCUCCGACCUCUCCGAUGGCUACCUCGACAUCACCAUGCGCAAGCUGUCCGCCAUCGCAAGCCGGCUCUCGACCUGGCUCUCCGGCCUCCUGGGCGCCGGCAACCUGGAGACAAUCGCCUACAUCGGACCCGCCGACAUCCGGUACGCCGCCGUCUUCCUGGCGGCCGUCAAGUGCCGGUACAAGCUGGCUGGGGUUCACGCCUACAUCGAUCUACCGAUAUUCUACGGCAACGCAACCGUUGUCUUUGGCCCCACGAACAUACCACCGAGUGGCUAUCUCCUGUCGGAGAUCCUCAAACAUCAAUAUGUGCAGGCAUUCUACGUACCACCAUUCAUUAUCGAGCAAUGGGCCGCAGAACCAGCAGCCAAAGAGCAAGCCGAGCAGCUCGAUUUCAUUCUCUACGGCGGCGGUCCCCUUUCCCCCAACGUUGGACAAGCGCUGAGCCAACACACGAACGUCUGUCAGAUGUACGGCUCGCUUGAGACAGGUCAGGUGCAACUCCUUGUUCCACAGUCAGGGGAAUGGUCCUACAUGGAACUCAACCCCUACGAGGAGGCCGACAUGCAGCCCUGCGAAGACGGCAGCUUCGAGAUGGUCCUACAUCAAGACGCGAGGUUUGCCACGCGACGGUCAGUGUGGCACAACUUCCCCGGUCACAAGGAGUGGCGGACCGGUGACUUGUUUGUCCCUCACCCCUCAAAGCCCGGGCUAUGGCGUUUUCAUGGUCGGGUGGAUGAUCUCAUCGUGUUUUCGAGUAGCUAUAAGCUGCGCCCAGUUGAAAUGGAGACCUUGAUACAGGGAAACCCCUUACUCGCUGGGGCUCUCAUUGUCGGACAAGGGAAAUCGGAACCGCUCUUGAUUGUAGAGCCUAAGCCUGGCGCGUACGAGGCUGGGAGUAGCCAAAGUGCCUUUAUCGAAAAAAUAUGGCCCACCAUUGAUGACGCAAACAAGAUUGCGCCGCGGUAUGCCAAGAUUGACCGUUCUAGGGUUUUGUUAGCAGACCCUGAGCGACCAUUUAUUCGCGCACCCAAGGGGAGCAUUGUCCGAAAGCUAACGACGAAAGCCUACGCUAAAGAUAUUGAAUCUGCGUAUGCUGAUGAUAGCUCUAAGAAUCCUGAGCUAGACCAGGCGGCUGUGGGCGGCGCCCUCACAAGCUUUUUCCUUCCCGGCCUAAAAGAAUUUGUACGGAAGCAUGUUACGGAUCAUCUCAAAGGCAUCCCCAUCUCCGACACAGACAAUAUAUUUGUCAGUGGUCUGGACUCUCUUGGUGCUGCCGCACUUAACAGAAGCCUCCAAAGGGGGCUCGCCAGCCAAGCGCAGGCUAUAGGCAGGGGCACCGCUGACAUGAUACCUCUGCGCCUCGUAUAUAUGAAUCCGACUAUCGAGAAGCUCGCAAGUGUCAUCCUCAACAUAAUUACCAAAAAGGAGGUUCCAGAUGUCUCUAUUAGCAACGAUAUCGAAGGCAUGAAGAGCGUCCUCAAGGAUCUUACAGAAGCGUUGCCCCCCAAACCGGCCGCAGUUUCUGGAGCUAUUCCCGCUAUCUCCACUGGUAGCAUCAACGUUGCCCUGAUAGGACCGCGAGGUUCAGUAGGACCUCACAUCGUGCGAGACCUCCUGUGUGACCCCCGAGUGGGAAAAAUAUAUUGCUUAAACCGUGGGGAGGAUGGAAAGGAGCGCUUGCGUGCGAUUUUCAGAGACCGUAAUCUGUCUGGCAACGUCGACGACGGACGUCUAUCAUUCAUGUCCAUCGACUUCGGCAAGCCUCGUCUCGGCCUCUCCCCCGCCCAUUUCGACGAGCUAGUUAACGAAGUAAACGUAUUCAUUCACAAUGCAUGGCGCGUCGAUUUCUCCUGGACGCUUGAAUCGUAUAGGGAAACCUACCUACGCAGCGUUCGCGAGUUGGUCGAGCUCUCCUCUCUGAGCCCUCUGAAGCCGCGAAUCGCCUUCGUAUCAUCCACUGCGUCCGUCCAGCAGUGGGCUGCUGUCUUUCCGUCCCGGGCUGUUUAUGAGGCGCCCCUCGAGUCCUAUGAAGUCGCAUCUCCUCUCGGUUACGGCCAAUCAAAGCACGUAGCGGAGCGUUUGUUGGAUAUGGCCAGCCGUACAUCCGGCACGCCUGCCACAAUCCUCCGCGUUGGGCAGGUGGCGGGCCCAAUAGACCCAAGUAGUGGAGGAGGCAAGUGGUCGACAGAUGAGUGGGUUCCUUCACUAGCUGCCAUCUCUAAGGUGCUACGAUUAGUUCCUUCUGAUCUCCCGGACAUCGACUGGAUACCAGUAGAAGCAACUAGUCGGGCCAUCGUCGAGCUGGCCCUUCUCCGUAGUGAUGAGGACAAUGCGAGUGCGGACCAGCUCAGGGUCUUCAACGUCGUCAACCCGAAUUUAUCAGACUGGUCUAUCUUCGCUGAAGCCUUGCAGAGACGACUUACCCUCGACAAGAGUCAAGCUGAGGGUGGUUGUCGGCAGACAUCGCUGGCGGAAUGGGUUGAUGCUUUAGUACGAGCUGACCCAAACACUAUGCCGGAGGCUGAUGCCAAAUCAUCUACGAAAAUAUUCCCAUUCUUCCAGCAUCUGGCUGAGACGGGGCGGCGCGGGUUUGCCUUGCAGCCCAGAUUUGACAGCUCAAAAGCAGUAAAGAACAGUAGAGCAAUGCAGGCAACGAGGAAAAUAGAUGAAGGUCUAAUUGAUGAGUGGCUUAAGCAGUGGGGGAUCUGA
This is a messenger RNA of Hypoxylon fragiforme, 2868 nucleotides long. RefSeq names its product male sterility protein-domain-containing protein. The transcript is spliced from 2 exons. The record is from RefSeq and is a predicted model, not a curated record. Lineage: Eukaryota; Fungi; Ascomycota; Sordariomycetes; Xylariales; Hypoxylaceae. The coding region runs from base 67 to 2868 and encodes 933 amino acids.